AUGCUGUUCCUGCGGAGUCUGAUCUGCAUUUGUUUGCUUGCCGUAGCGACUGGCAUUCCUGUUGCAGGAGCUGUUUCACAUGGCGAUGAUCCCGUUCUGGAUAAAGACAUGAUCGAACAAAUCAAUUCUGACAAGGACAGCUUGUGGACUGCAGGAGAGACUGAAAUAUUCAAGGGAAUGACUAUGAAAGAAUUCCGAUCAUCAAUGCUUGGUCUUCGCUUGGAUAGAGAUUACUCUGAAGUUCCCGUCAAAGUUCACUCGAGUACUGCAUUGAAAGAUCUCCCGGAGUCGUUCAACUGCUAUGAAAACUGGCCAAAUUACAUGCACCCAAUUAGAGAUCAAGCACGCUGCGGAUCGUGCUGGGCAUUCGCAGCCUCUGAGGUACUUUCGGACAGAUUCGCAAUUGCGAGCAAUGGGACAGUGAACAAGAUCUUGUCUCCAGAAGACUUGGUGAGUUGCGACAAGGGAGACAUGGGUUGCCAAGGCGGAUACCUGGACAAGGCCUGGGACUACCUGAAGACGAAUGGAAUCGUCACCGAAUCUUGCUUUCCGUAUGCUGCCCAGAAGGGCGUCGCCCCAUCUUGCAGGAUUUCUUGUGUGGAUGGCGAGCCCUACAAGAAAUACAAGGCCUCGGAUUAUUACCAGCUCACUACCGAGGAGGACAUCAUGAAGGAGAUCUACCUCAAUGGGCCUGUUGAGGCAGGCUUCCGCGUCUACACGAGUUUCAUGUCGUACAAGAGUGGAGUUUAUCAUCACAGGAUUUUGGACAUCAUGGAGGGGGGGCACGCGAUCAAGAUCGUUGGAUGGGGGGUCGAGCCUCCGAAACGUUUCUGGCAGAAGCCCACUAAGUAUUGGAUCUGUGCCAACAGCUGGACAGCUGACUGGGGCAUGAAUGGAUUCUUCAAGAUCCGUCGUGGCAAAAACAGGUUUGGACAGAGCGAGUGUGGAAUCGAAGACCAAGUUUUCGCUGGACACCCCAAGCUUGACAGUUAA
This is a messenger RNA of Guillardia theta CCMP2712, 993 nucleotides long. Its product is annotated as cathepsin B-like cysteine protease. The coding region runs from base 1 to 993 and encodes 330 amino acids. The transcript has 9 exons. Gene Ontology annotation, cellular component: lysosome. Gene Ontology annotation, molecular function: cysteine-type endopeptidase activity. Lineage: Eukaryota; Cryptophyceae; Pyrenomonadales; Geminigeraceae. The record is from RefSeq and is a predicted model, not a curated record.